Messenger RNA from Mycena indigotica, 3012 nucleotides. RefSeq names its product Nonribosomal peptide synthetase 12. The record is from RefSeq and is a predicted model, not a curated record. The transcript has 22 exons. Lineage: Eukaryota; Fungi; Basidiomycota; Agaricomycetes; Agaricales; Mycenaceae. Bases 1 to 3012 code for a protein of 1003 amino acids.
AUGGACGCACUCUCUGAAAACGAUAGACUCCAAUUCGUCAAGUUCGGAGUCGGGCCGACCGUCGCGUCUCCCUUCGAAUGCGUCCACCAUGCAUUCAAGUUUCACGCUCUCGCCAACCCCAACGCGAUCGCUGUCCAAGACAUUAACGACUCGAUAACCUACGCUGAGCUGGAUAGACGCUCUACGUGUCUUGCUGCUCGCCUCCGCAGUGGAGAUGUCCGCCCAGGCUCCCGAGUAUGCCUCCUCGUUGACAGGUCGAUUUGGAUGGUCGUUGCUAUCCUUGGCGUUCUCAAAUCUGGCGCUGCAUACGUGCCUCUCGACGGCAAGAUCGUCUCUGACGCGUCUCUCCAACACAUCUUGAAGGAUUCGCGGGCGGAGGUCGUGUUGACGCUUGACAAAUUCUCUAAUCGCCUUUCCAUUUUGUCCACCCCACCACCGGCAAUUAUUCUCGACCGCGACCAACUCUGCGAUUGCUCCGCCGACUAUUGUUGCCCCACACCCGUGGACCUCUCCUCAUCGACGGAUAGUGUCUAUGUAAUCUACACUAGCGGAACGACAGGCUCACCGAAAGGGGUUGAUGUCUUGCACCGCAAUGUCACCAAUCUUCUCUGCCUCGAACCGGGGAAUCUUGGGAUGGCCCCCGGCGUGCGAGUCUCACAGUUGAUGAACAUAUCGUUUGACAUGGCUGCUUGGGAAAUCCUUGGCUCGAUGAGCAACGGAGCCACUCUAUAUCUUCGAGGCCAAUCAUCCAAAGAGUGGAAGGCGACCAUGAAGAAGGUUGACGUGGUUAUUGGUACCCCGUCCAUGCUCGCGCCACAUAGCGUCGAGGAUUAUCCGAAUAUUAAGGUUGUGGCGGUCGCUGGCGAAGCCUGUCCUCCAGCACUCGCAGACUCUUGGGCAAGAUCCACACGAUUCUAUAAUUGCUGCGGCCCAACGGAGGUGACAAUAGUCAACACCAUGCAGCUGCACCAAGUCGGCGACCCAAUUAGCAUUGGUGGCCCGAUUCCGAAUAAUACAGUUUACAUUCUCGAUGACCUGAUGAAACCAGUUCCCAUAGGCGCCGUUGGCAUUAUGUGGGGCGGUGGGGCUUGCGUCUCACGCCAAUAUCUCAACCUCCCAGAUAAAACCCAAGAGCGUUAUCGACUUGACCCAUUUGCGAACGACGGGUCAAUGAUGUUCAACACGGGGGAUCUAGGCUGCUGGCGUGCUGACGGUACUCUCGAGCAUCUCGGAAGAAUCGACGACCAGGUCAAGGUUAAAGGAUUUCGCGUUGAACUUGCAGGUGUGGCUGUUGCAAUGGAGAGCAGCCACGGGGUCAAGGCAGCUUGUGCAAUCGUGGUUGACGGCGCUCUUCAUGGGUUCGUUACGCCAGAGACUAUCAACGUCGAGGAAGUCAAAGCGGCGACGGCCAAGAUCCAGCCAUAUUACGCGGUCCCCUCCCAUAUUCAUGCCAUCAAUGAAUUCCCUAGAACCAAAAACGACAAAAUAGACAAAACUGCCCUACGACAACUUGCAGUCGCGGACGACUCGUCCUCUAUGAGCUCUCUUACGCUCGCCACCAAUACACCCGCUUCAGAACCCGAGAAGGAGGUAGCGAUCGCAACGCCGCCUUUAGCACUUGUUCGACAUUCAAUUGUCGGUCAUGACUACCCAUCCCAACCCCCGAAUGCUGCGGAGCUCGACGUUAAAAAAGAAUUCUGGGAUGGCUACCAAGACGAUGAGCUACCAGAAAAAGUCCAUGGAAAGCUGCUCCGCAAUUUGCGCCACCAAAUCUUUUCUCUCUAUCGCCGCCUCUUCGGUAUUGUUUUCAUCACCAACAUGGCCAUAUUUAUAGCUAUCUUGGCUCGUGGUGGCGCCAACGCACAACGACUCGGCUUGAUCACACUCGCUAAUCUAUUUGUUGCGAUUUUGAUGAGGCAGGACUAUGUGAUUAACACAUUCUUCAAUGUUCUAUGUUCGGUUCCUUCUAGCUGGCCAUUGAUGAUUCGGCGGGUUUGUGCUCGAGUCUAUCACAUUGGUGGCUUGCACAGUGGAAGUGCGACAUCGGGAGUUGUUUGGUUGAUCCUUACCUGUGGACAAGCCACCAAAGAGUUGGUUCAUGGUGGCCCGGCUUCUAUCCCCACUGUUACUGUGUCAUAUGUCAUCCUGCUUCUACUCCUCGGCAUCGUGACAUUCGCUUACCCCGCGCUGAGAACCAAGCGUCACGAUUCAUUCGAACGCGUUCACCGUUACCUCGGUUGGACCGGUGUUGCACUCGUCUGGUGUCAGGUGGUCUUGCUGACGAAUGAUUAUCGCGGAGUCCAGUCCCUUGCGCAUGCUCUGGUCCACUCCGCCCCAUUUUGGAUGCUGUUGGUCAUGACUGGUUCAAUCAUCCUGCCCUGGACUCGGCUUCGAAAAGUCCCAGUACGGAGUGAGGUGUUGUCAAAACAUGCUGUUCGCCUUUACUUCACGCAUGCCACCCCCAAAACCGGAAGUUUCGUGCGCCUCGCCGUCGAUCCGCUGAAGGACUGGCAUGGAUUUGCCACGAUUCCGGUCCCGAACGAGAAAGGCUUCUCUCUUGUGGUCUCAAAAGCCGGAGACUGGACUUCGGAACGGAUUUCUGAUCCGCCAACGUCCAUCUGGAUUCGCGGAGCACCUUGUUUUGGAGUGCUUCGGAUCGUUCCACUGUUCAGAAGAGUUGUGCUCGUUGCAACUGGAAGCGGCAUUGGACCCUGUGCUCCUUGCAUUCUCGAGAACAAAAUACCGAUUAGACUCCUUUGGACUUCACCAAACGUCCGAGAGACUUUUGGAGAUAAGCUAGUUGAUGAAAUCGUCACUGCCAAUCCUGAGGCCUGCAUCUACGAUACCAAGAAACACGGCAAGCCGGACAUGGUCAAGCUGACUCUCCGUCUUGUGGAAGAGUUCAACGCCGAAGCCGUCUGCAUCAUAUCCAACCAAAAACUAACGCAAAAGGUGGUCUACGGCGUCAUGAGUCGAGGAAUUCCUGCUUUCGGGGCGAUCUGGGACAGUUGA